AUGGACCCUCUAUCUGUCGCUGGUCUCGCCAUCGGUGUGGCCUCCAUUGGCCUGCAGGUCUAUACUCACUGUGUCCAGGGGAUACAGCUGCUCGUCACUGCUGCCAAUUUCCCUGAGGACUGCAGGUAUCUCAAUCUGCGCCUGCGCAUGGAGCAACAGCGCUUGUUUGCUUGGAGCGAAACAUCGGGCCUGCUUGCCCUAGAUGCCAAUGACCGGCAGAAAAUUCUCGAGUCCAAUACAUUCAUUUUACAUCGUCAGACAGUUCUUGACCUUCUGGUGCAGGUUGAGUGCCUCUUUAAGGAGUUCCGAGAACAGCAAAUUCGAUACAGGCGCCUUCAGACAAUUCCCGAUGAUGACCAUAUCCUCCAGCAACCAGAGAAAGAUGCUGCGGAGGCAAGCUUUCCCCUGCCGACGCGGCGUAGGGACUUCAUUAAGAAGGCCAUGCAGAGUUUGAAAGCCUCUUCUAAAGAGGGUGCCUUGAGGUUACGUUGGGCGUCGUUUGACAAAGCAGCCUUCGAGCUGUUGCUUGCUAAGUUCUCCGCGCUCAACGAUAGCAUGACGAAUAUCCUCGAUGCCAGAUUGCAGGUUGAGAUUCAUCACACGGUCCAGGAUACCAAUCGUGGCGUUCUACAACUGCACCACAAAAUAGCGGACCUGUCGAGGUUGGUAAUGGCGCUGAAUCUCAAGCUAGAGACAUCUUCGGCGUUGCCUGUAUCGCCGAUGGCGAUGGCUCAGAAACGAGCCAAUGCAGACAGUUUGCAGUUUCUUUCCCAACUCGCCAAAUUCAAGGCAUUCAACGAGUCCAUCGAGUCCGACAACAAAGCAGCUCCAUUGGAUGAGGCCACGGCUAUAUCCAUGAUCGAGUUGGGUUCCGCCGGAGAAGAUGUCGACUUGCCCAGAUGUGACGCAAUCUUGCGCCUGCCUGACGGCCAGGCAAGAAAAGUGUGGGUGGAAUGGAAGGAAUAUGACAGACAACGGCCAGGUGAUAUGUCACCACCUAAGGAGGUCAUCGUGGAGAGGGUCUGGAAACUGGCAGCUUUGCUGAACCAUAAGCCCAAGCCCGAUGCCUUCCGAACUCCUCAUUGCUUGGGCUUCUUUGACAAAGCUGGAGAUGGCAAUGCAGACGACGAUGAGGAUAUUCUCAACAUGCGCCUGGGCCUUGUGUUUGAGCGCCCGCUUGACAAUGACUUGGACCAAAAUUUGCCUCCAAUAUCUCUACGGGAGUUGCUGCAACUCCCAGGCAAACCGCGUGUCACAGAACGAGUCAAGCUGGCCCAUGCCAUCAGCAACUGCUUGCUGUACCUUCAUGCUGUGAAUUGGCUGCACAAAGGCCUGCGCAGCCACAACAUCAUAUUCUUCCGAAAAACGAAUGGCACAAUAGACUACUCGAAGCCCUACCUUUCCGGGUUCGACUUUUCUAGGCCUGCUCGACCGGACGAAAUGACUGACUUCCCAGGCGACAAUGCCGAGCACAACCUGUAUCGGCACCCUCACGCCCAAUCACCUAACCCUGAGCAACGCCAACGCUUCAAGAGAAGUUUCGACAUCUAUAGCCUUGGAGUCCUUAUGGUCGAAAUUGCCCACUGGGCUCCAAUUGAAAGAGUCCUCGGUCUCGACUUGGAUGCUGUCAGAUGGAAGCCAUCGAUAGCCCUCCGGGUACGAGAGCAGUUACUUGCCGAAGACCAAAUCUCUGCGCUAGGUGCUUGCAUGGGAGAGAUUUACGAGGUAGCGGCCCGAAAGUGUAUUGCUGGCGGCGCAGAGUUAGGCUUAUCUGAAGAGGACGACGAGACCGACAGCGCAGUUGCUGCACGGCUUUCUAUGGUUCUUCACGAGAACGUGGUCAAGCCUCUCGGGGAUAUUCGGAUCUAA
Molecule: messenger RNA, 1869 nt
Organism: Thermochaetoides thermophila DSM 1495
Lineage: Eukaryota; Fungi; Ascomycota; Sordariomycetes; Sordariales; Chaetomiaceae
Exons: 2
Coding region: 1-1869 (622 amino acids)
Biological process (GO): protein phosphorylation
Molecular function (GO): protein kinase activity; ATP binding
Source: RefSeq, a predicted model, not a curated record